UAUAACUUUAGUGUCAAAUAUGUUUUUUUUUUCUCUUUUAAUGUUCGUUUAAGAACAUUACAUGAGUGCAAUGGAAUUAAAUAAUUAACGAAAUGGAUUAUUUAAGAGUAAAAAAAAAAAUUGGGGGAGAUUUUGACGUUGAACUAAGUAAUGUCAAGGACACUUCACUGUUGCCACCUAAAGCAAACAAGAAUUGAGCAGUAAUUGUAAUCAUAUUCAAGAAGUCUCAGUUGAUCUUCGAAAAAUCCUUUUUAUUACCGCUAGUUAGUUGCCAAUUUAAAAAAAAAUAAAUUUAUAAGUGAAUUUCUAUUUUAAUAACAGUACAAUGCAAACGGGAAAACUUAUAUACAUUUUUAUUUUGCAGCGAUAAUAAGUGCAUAAGUAUAAUUUACCUAUUUAGAUACAUUGCUUAUUAAGGCUUCCUAAAGUUCAUACAUUUUACAUAUAUAAAAAAAAACAACAAAAAAAACUUCUAUCUUAUAUAUAAAUCUCCAAUGAUGAACAAUUGAAAUGAUGCCGCAAGUCUGGAUACACAUUUAUAUGUCGGUCAGAAUUUUCUGAACAAGAAAAUGGAUUAUACGAUCUUCAUGAUCAGUCUACUAUCUGCUGUUACUUCUACAGGGGCCAUUGAUUUACACUCUUUCACGUGUUCGUCGGCUAAGGAAGGGGGCCAAGGUUACGUCACCCUGAAAUGGUAUGACGUCACGACAGUGAAAGUAAAAAAAGAUGGCCGAGACGUCCUCAUCUGUAUGUCCAAUCAAAAGCACUGUGAAUUAUUUCAACCUUUUGGACCAAAUGUACGUUUAUCACAAUCGAAAGACAAAGACAAAGAUGGAUUAAUAACAUUAGUUAUCCAGAUCCACAGAGCAACUAGAAAAGGGGCUAACCCAACGUCUGGAGUUUGGACCCUGGCACAAGUUGGAAGUCAUAAUAAACAGUUAGACGCCAACUGUAUUGUGUAUGAGAUUGCUGACACCGUCGAUUGCCAAUAUCAAUUUCUUAAUGACAAGAUGAAUGUCAACUGCAACACAAGCGGGACUAUCCCAGAAGCUUUAUGUCAUUUUAAGCUAGAUACCAUGAAUACUGAACGUUUGAAGGUCAAGGUUCACCAUGAAAUAACGUCACGUUAUUGUUCUGCUGUCAUUGACCUGCCUACAGCUCGUACCAGAGAACUGAUACUAGAAGUUGGCGUCUAUCCAAACUUAACGGGCACAGCUGGCGACAGACUAUUCGGGAGAAACGCAUCUUACGUAUUUAAUUUAGAGAAGACGUCAAUAUCAUGUAGCCCCACCGUUGAAGGCGGCACUAGUCAUAUAGACAUAAAUUUGGACAGCAAAAUCCCGGUUGACAUCUACAAAGAGGACACCCUUGUAUUUCGUUGUCACAAGUCUGAUCAAUGCGAGCCAAAUAAUUCCAUUUCUUUACUUCCAACUAACAAUAUAACUCGUGGGAAAACAAAUAUCCAUAUUACUAUAUUUAACGCAUCAAGACUUGGACGCUUACCCAUUUCUGGAACUUGGAAGCUAAAAUAUUUUGGAAGAAUGAAAGGCGAUCAGACCAGCUGCUUAAUCUUCGAAAAACCCAGAUCUGUUCAGUGUUACCAAGAAAAUAAGAAUUACGGUGUCAAUCUAAUUUGUCACCUAUCCUAUGUUUAUCCGCUGUUCAAAUGUCAAUUUACGACGCUCAACAAACACAACUUGAAAACACACUUUGGGGACAUAACUUACAGUCACGUGUUGACCUCAAGUGACCCUAUUUACCACAACAUGUCGUGUAGCGUAAACAUAUCCUGGGUCGAUCUGACCUCUGACCGUGUGCAGGUCAGCGUGUCGAUGUACGCUAACGUCUCGGGAUUAAACUCUGACACAGAGGAGGGAUCGGUGAAACUACACAUGUAUAUAGAUGUCCCAAGUCUGCAUCUGAAAGACUGUCCAGCAAGAGUGGAGAGAGGCGCGACUGUACACUGUAUCUGCAGCAGCAACCUUAAAGACGACAUUGUCUCUUGGUUUGAAGAAAGAAACCAGCAACUCCUCGCUGAGACUCUAUUGAACUACACUGCUGUCUAUUCUAUGGCAUUUCGUUGUCAGCUGUCCGCGUCAAAACGUUCUUCUGGAAUCCAUCAAAUAUUCAACCCAAUCAUAGCAUAUCCACCAACAGUUAGAAAGGUCUCCGAGGCAAACCCAAAUGAAACUAAUUCCGGCACUGGGUGGAUUAUAGAGUGUGACAUUGAAGGGAUUGAAGGUCAGAACGUGGAACUAGUCCGACGAGAUGCAGCCAUUACCUGGGCAAGCGACGACUUCUCCAAGCAAUGGAGACUCAACAAUGAACAUUGCCAGGAAUCAAAGUACUUUGAGUGCGUAAUGUCAGCAACGGAUCACAAUAGAAACGCCUCUCUGGCAGUACAGUACACAUGUAACUCUCAUCAAGACUCAAGAAUGCGGCUGAUAUUUGUAUACGUUGGUAUUGGAGCAAUGGUGGCGAUAUCUUUUGCUGUAAUAGCUGUGGCAGUCUAUUGCAAGACCAAACGAAAGAAGGCCAGAAAAGCCAGCUACAGCUACCAGGGAGGAGUUCGCUUUGAGAACUCAUUCUAUACCGGCUUUGAAAUUCCAACAGAAACUGGUCGCAACUCUGUUCUUUUUGAGCACCUCUGACGUCUUGAAUCAAGUGCGAAACUUCCAGAAUGCCUGGGCAUUACAUUUCGUAUUGGAUCAUCUUUAAAUGUAUUAUUUUAAGGCUUAUUUUUCUUUUUAAGUUUAGCUUUCUUCACAUUUUAUGAGAUGGUAGUUUGUAAUAUACCAGCAUUUAUGAAAUUGUUGUAAGCCUGUUUUUAAAAGUUCUGUCUUGUAGUUGCAUGUCUGACUUCGACAGAUUUAUCUGGAGAUAUCUGAAUGUCUUGUAUGGGUGUAUUUAUUGCCAGUAUGAUUUAAUAGACCGACACUAUCACAAGAACAAGCGAAGUUCAGACUGUUAAAUAACUUAAACGAAGUUUAAUACGUUAAGGCCACAGUUGAGUCUCUGUCAUUAAUACCAUGUUGUCACCUCGAAGUCCCAACAGUACUAACACCAAUUAAUUAAAAUUAACAUGAAAAAUCCAAAAAGCCCACUAUCCGUGACGUCACUAAACGUUCCAAUUCUGUCCACUACGAUGCAUCGCUAGGCUAAGUGCCGAAGACUUUGUCACGCUUAAAAAACGUAAACGGGACACAAGGUCAAGGCUAGUCGCAAGAAUGUGACGUCACAUGCUCAGAUGAUCAUGAGUUCAGAUCAAAGUGCGUGAGCUACGUGAGGUCACAAAAAAGGCGGGAAUAAUGAAUGUGAAGGCUGAAAGACUGUACGUGAGAGGAAGGCUCUAGACUAGAGCAGCGAUGGCCAACCUAAUUCGACUUGCGGGCCAUUUUAAUUUCCGACGCUCGUGUCGCGGGCCACAUGACCCAAAAGGUACAAAAACGAAAUGAAAUCGACCUGAAACUAUGUGAUUAGAAACUUACAUUAAUGAUUAGACAUUGGAAGUGUAUCUUUUUUUACGCGUCGGAAAGUGACUUCAUUUCUUUACUUAAAAACAUAGUAUCUAGUUUUACCAAACGCUCAUUUUUUUUUUCUUUUUAGUAAAUAUUCUUAUAAAUCCUUCAAACUAUAGGCUUAGUUUAACCAUCUUUUAUUCGCGGCUCAAAUCAAGAAUGCAGUCCAAUUUGUUUCAUAAUGUCAUAUGUUGCUCUUUUUUUUUUAAACAGCUACACUUUCUUUACAAAUCAAAUAUGUUGGCUUAUUAUCAUGCUCCACGAAAGUGUACAAAUCUGUUUAACUUUCCAGGUAGAUUCUACUUUUCCAUUUCAUAAACGAACAAAUGUAAAAGGUUAACAGUGAAGGCCCUAAUGUAGGAAAAGAUACAUAUUUUAUCCUUUUUUUUAUGAAGGGGGGAUUUUCUACAUUUUGUGCUGACGUUUCAGCGGGCUAGAUAGAACCACGUCGACCCUCGGGCCGUAUUUUGGGCAUCACUGAAUUAUUUUUUCUACUAUACUGGCAAACAAAAAGAGUGCUCUGCCCAUGGUAACUUACUGUUGCCUAUUUUAAAAUUAAUGAAUAUUUAGCUAUGUAAUCCCAAAAUCACAUUGUAUGUUAGGUGGUGUCCUUUCCAAAUUGAUUCAUUAAUUGUGUAAAUUCUGAAGUUUCCUAUAUAGAAAAGAAUAAAAAGAAAAGCUCAACGCUUCAGUGAGAUUAACAGAUCAGGUGAAAGUGUAGGCCAUUAUAACAUUCUACAUAAGAACUUAUUCAAAAAAAAUAUGAAGAAAAAGAAAUUAUUUUCUUACAUUUACAAUUUAUAUAAGCGUCUUUGGAUCUGUCAGUUAUUACAUUUGUAAUAGAUCUAGGCCUAGAGGUUUUGGGGACGAAAUUAUUGAAGGAGAUAAUUGACGUCAGUUGCAUUUAUAAUCAGAGUUAGGACUUACAAAAACGUGAGACCUAGAUGUCGCUAGUUUAUAGCAUAGGAAUGGGUUAGUCUAUUUGAUCAUCCAUAAUAUUAUAGAAUCCUGUAUCUGAAUUGCAGUCUCUGAAUUGUAUCUAUAUUUAUUGUUUUCAGAUCGACUUUAAAAGAAUAAAACUCCAAGAGAAUUACA
This is a messenger RNA of Biomphalaria glabrata, 4613 nucleotides long. RefSeq lists its product as uncharacterized. Lineage: Eukaryota; Metazoa; Mollusca; Gastropoda; Planorbidae. The transcript has 14 exons. The record is from RefSeq and is a predicted model, not a curated record. Bases 570 to 2651 code for a protein of 693 amino acids.